Molecule: messenger RNA, 375 nt
Organism: Sordaria macrospora k-hell
Lineage: Eukaryota; Fungi; Ascomycota; Sordariomycetes; Sordariales; Sordariaceae
Source: RefSeq, a predicted model, not a curated record
AUGUCCACGACGCCAAGCGCUAGCGGCGUACCCUCGCCUCUACCCAUACCAACUGUCGACAAGAUGAGCGCCGCCGACCAAUUCCGAUCUGCUGUCUCCCAGCCCACAGUGGCCGCCUUUUGCGCCGGCGGUGUUGCCGGUGCCGUAUCCCGAACGGUAGUCUCGCCCCUCGAACGCCUCAAAAUCCUCUACCAGGUCCAAAGUAACGGUCGCGAAGCGUACAAGCUUAGUGUGGGCAAGGCGUUGGCGAAAAUGUGGAGGGAAGAGGGUUGGAGAGGAUUCAUGGCUGGCAACGGCACCAAUUGCAUCCGUAUCGUGCCAUAUUCGGCGGUGCAGUUCGGCAGCUACAACUUCUACAAGCGAAACAUUUUUUGA